Molecule: messenger RNA, 789 nt
Organism: Metarhizium acridum CQMa 102
Lineage: Eukaryota; Fungi; Ascomycota; Sordariomycetes; Hypocreales; Clavicipitaceae
Product: lariat debranching enzyme, variant 2
Biological process (GO): positive regulation of protein phosphorylation; signal transduction; cell division
Cellular component (GO): cytoplasm; nucleus
Molecular function (GO): protein kinase activator activity
Source: RefSeq, a predicted model, not a curated record
AUGGCGAGCGCCGUUUUCCGUUACCUGAGCCCCAAUUCCAUCGCCACUAUGCUCUCGCUGGACAACACCAUCAUCUCCGUCCACGAGGAUGAUGCCGACACCCCCACGAUGCCCACAACCGAACCUGUGAUUGCUGACGCCAUGGCAACGAAUAGUAACCAGCGGACUAAGAAUCAGUUCCGUCCUCGCGUGGGAAAGGGCGGCGCCACCAGCUACCAGCUGCGACAGUACGCUGAAGUCACAUUGGGGGGUGGUAGCUUGCGAAAAGUUGUCAAGCUGCCCGAAGGCGAGGACGAGAACGAGUGGCUGGCGGUAAACAUGGUGGAUUUCUACAACCAGAUCAACUUGCUCUACGGAGCCAUUACCGAGUUUUGCUCGCCUCAGUCCUGCCCCGAGAUGAAGGCAACAGACGAAUUUGAAUAUCUCUGGCAAGACAACGAAAACUACAAGAGACCGACCAAGAUGCCUGCCCCAGCGUAUAUCGAGCAACUAAUGACAUGGGUACAAUCCAACAUUGACAACGAAUCUGUUCUUCCAAGCAAAAUUGGCGUUCCCUUCCCCAAGUCAUUCCCGGCUCUUGUCCGCCAAAUUUUCAAGCGCAUGUACCGAGUAUACGCCCACAUCUACUGCCACCACUACCCUGUAAUUCGAGAGCUCGGCCUGGAGCCGCACUUGAACACUAGCUUCAAGCAAUAUGUGCUCUUCAUUGAUGAGCACAGCCUGGCAAGCGGUAGAGACUACUGGGGCCCUCUGGGUGAUCUUGUUGACAGCAUGCUCAAGAGCGACUAA